Messenger RNA from Alternaria alternata, 1230 nucleotides. Its product is annotated as alpha/beta-hydrolase. NCBI's taxonomy places the organism in Eukaryota, Fungi, Ascomycota, Dothideomycetes, Pleosporales, Pleosporaceae. The record is from RefSeq and is a predicted model, not a curated record. Gene Ontology annotation, molecular function: epoxide hydrolase activity. The transcript has 2 exons. Gene Ontology annotation, biological process: epoxide metabolic process. Bases 1 to 1230 code for a protein of 409 amino acids.
AUGGCUUCGCAACCUGAGCCUUACACGAUCUCGAUUGCAGACACCGCAAUCGAGAAGCUGAAAAGAAAGUUGUCAGACGCGGACUUCCCUGAUGAACUGGAUACACCUGACCAGUGGCCAUAUGGUUCACCACUAUCGGACGUCAAGCGUCUAGCGAAACAUUGGGAAACCGGUUUCGAUUGGCGAAAAGUCGAAUCUAAGAUCAACGAAUUGCCAAACUUUCGAAAGAAAGUACAGGUUGAUGGCUUUGGACAAAUCGACAUACACUUCGUACACAAGAGAAGCUCUAACCCAAAUGCAGUGCCACUGUUAUUCAGUCACGGGUGGCCAGGCUCAUUUCUCGAGGUCACAAAGUUGCUUCCACUCCUGGAAGAUGGUGAGAAAGAAGGCAAGCCCGCAUUUCACAUCGUGGCACCAUCCCUGCCGAAUUUCGGGUUCAGUCAGAAGAUCCUCAAGCCUGGUUUUGCACUGUCGCAGUACGCUGAGACUUGCCACCGGUUAAUGCAGGACCUCGGAUACGAGAAGUAUGUCACUCAAGGCGGCGACUGGGGCUUCUACAUAACCAGGUCGAUGGGCAUUCUCUAUCCGGAUAAUGUUCUCGCCAGUCACAUCAAUAUGGUGCGCGCGCACGCGCCGACAUUUACAUCACAGCCUGUACUUGCUCUCCAGCACGCGAUGACUCCCUACACAGAUGCUGAAUCCAAAGGCAUGAAGCGCUCUGAGUGGUUUCUUACCGACGGUCAAGCGUAUCGCCAGUUACAAGCUACCAAGCCGCAGACACUCUCAUAUGCCUUCGCAGACAGCCCUGUUGCUCUACUGGCAUGGAUCUACGAGAAGCUGGUUGACUGGACUGAUAGCUAUCAGUGGACCGACGAUGAGGUUUUAACAUGGGUUAGUGUCUACUGGUUCAGUACUGCAGGCCCCAAUGCGCAUAUUAGGAUCUACUAUGAAGCUCAACAUAACCCCACGGAUCUGAUCCCCAAUCGAGAGCGCACGAGUCAGUGGGUUGAUCGUGUGAAGCUUGGUGUCGCGCACUUUCCUAAUGAGAUCACUGUUGUCCCAAGAUUGUGGGCGAAAACCUUAGGCCCUCUUGUCCAUGAAAGUAUCAACGACAAAGGUGGCCAUUUCGCUGCGCACGAGAGGCCGGAUGUGAUCGUUGCGGAUCUGCAGAAGAUGUUUGGGAAGGGCGGACCAUGCUACGAGAUAGUCCCUGGAAAGACUGGUUAUUGA